This is a messenger RNA of Mesocricetus auratus (golden hamster), 2035 nucleotides long. RefSeq names its product sclerostin (gene Sost). The record is from RefSeq and is a predicted model, not a curated record. Bases 14 to 655 code for a protein of 213 amino acids. Gene Ontology annotation, biological process: negative regulation of BMP signaling pathway; negative regulation of Wnt signaling pathway; ossification. Lineage: Eukaryota; Metazoa; Chordata; Mammalia; Rodentia; Cricetidae. The transcript has 2 exons. Gene Ontology annotation, molecular function: BMP binding.
UCCACUUGGCACCAUGCAGCUCUCGCUAGCCCUGUGUCUUGUCUUCCUGCUUGUACAUGCAGCCUUCUGUGCUGUGGAGGGUCAGGGGUGGCAAGCCUUCAAGAAUGAUGCCACCGAAAUCAUCCCUGGGCUCAGAGAGUACCCUGAGCCUCCCCAGGAGCUGGAGAACAACCAGACCAUGAACCGGGCAGAGAAUGGAGGGAGACCUCCCCACCAUCCCUAUGACACCAAAGACGUGUCCGAAUACAGUUGCCGCGAGCUGCACUACACCCGUUUCGUGACAGACGGCCCGUGUCGCAGCGCCAAGCCGGUCACCGAGCUGGUGUGUUCGGGCCAGUGUGGCCCCGCGCGCCUGCUGCCCAACGCCAUCGGCCGCGUGAAGUGGUGGCGCCCGAACGGACCCGACUUCCGCUGCAUCCCGGACCGCUACCGCGCGCAGCGGGUGCAGUUGUUGUGUCCCGGGGGCGCCGCGCCGCGCGCACGCAAGGUGCGCCUGGUGGCCUCCUGCAAGUGCAAGCGCCUCACCCGCUUCCACAACCAGUCGGAGCUCAAGGACUUCGGACCGGAGACUGCACGGCCGCAGAAGGGUCGCAAGCCAAGGCCUCGCGCCCGGGGCGCCAAAGCCAACCAAGCGGAGCUGGAGAACGCGUACUAGAGCGCUCCCGCGCCCACGCUGCCCCCGCACGAUCCGACUCGUUUUCAUUGUAAAGCCUGUAGCUCAGGCCAGGGGCGCCAAACCUUCCAGGCCAUGUGGAGUCCCCAGCCGGUAGAGUCCCCUUGCCCUCCUGCCCGUUGCGGGAGUUCCCGCAGGCCUGGAGAGGGAGCUGAGUCACAGACACUGAGCCACUCUGCCCAGCCAGGGGCGGUGGGGGGAAGGGGGGCUCCUACGGUCGUCAGUCCCCUACAGAACACGGUAGCAUUUUCACCGUAAAGGGAGCAGAGUGUGAAAGGAUCUGGGACUGGUUUACAGAGGUACAGUUAAGUUUCCCCAUCCCACUGUAAAGUCCGUGUGUGCAAGAUCGCAGGACUGGAUAGGAUUUCUGGCCCUGGCUUGGCCACUGAGUGUGAGGUUGGGCUACGGGGUUCUCUUUUGGUACCUCGGUGUCUGCUUUGUAAAAUAUGGGUCACGGUGAGAUUAGACUUUCCAAGGACUCUGCUGAGCUUCCAAGGAUUGGGGUGCCCCAUAUGGACAGGUGAAGGAGACAGGGAGAGAAUGAGGGAGAGAAAGAAGAAAAGAGAUUUCUGGUUGACAACCUCUUAGAAGAGGCUGUGGAUUCGCAGCCUGGCCUCCCCAGAUGUUUGGCUACCCCCACUCCUUCAUCUCAGAUUUGCCUUCAAACUGGGAUAGAGAAGGACAGGGUCUCAGAGAUGGUGGAAGGGACAGAAAUCGCACCUCUGGUCUCCAAAGAUCAGUUUCCUGCCCCCCCCCCCCCGCUGCAUUGCCAUAUUUCAAAGGGAUUUUCCACACAACAGUUUAAGGUCGUGGGGGGACCUGGGCUUGCCGGUCACUUCCAGCCAAAGUUGUGUCUCCCAGGACACCUCCUCCGGUCUGCCACCCACGAGCACAUUUCUGUCCAGAAAAACAGCGUCUUCAUACUCUCCUUAGUGAUGGCAUAUCUUACAUUAAAGAGAAUCAUAAUCGGGGGAGGGACAAGUGCUGUACAUAUGCGGAGAAGCUGGGAGGCGCCACAACCGCCACCCACAAAUCUUUUUGUAAUCAUUUCCAGACACCUCUUACUUUCUGUGUAGAUUUUAAUUGUUAAGGGGGGGGGGUGUUUGUAAGCGAAGGAAGAACACGGAGCUGGGAAGCCCCUGGGGCUGGCCUGGUGGAUUUAGCAAACUUUCCAUGUGCGGCUCACCCACAAGAAUGGAAGCUGUGGUUUUUAAAGAGUCCAGUGACGUAUUUAUUUUCUCAUUUAAGUUAUUUAUGCCAACGUUUUUCUUGUAGAGAAUGACAGUGUCAGUACCGCUUCGUGAAGCACAGUGUGUUUUUUUGGCGACCAGAGGCAUUGUUAAUAAAGACAAUGAAUCAUGA